UUAUAAACAAAUCCACUAUUAUUUUUUCUUUCCUUGAUUCUUUCACUGAAAAGUUCUGUUCGCGUUACUUCAUUUAGUUACAGUAACAUCUUUUUAUAUUUUAUAAUCCGGUAAAAUGCCACCUAAAGGUGAAAAAAAAGCCAAACCCGCUGCUUCAGGCAGUGGUGGUGGAGAUAAGAAACCAUCAGGUAGUGAAAAGAAGCCUGCUGCUGCUUCAUCUGAAAAAAAACCAGAAAAGAAGCAACCAGCACCUGCUCCUUUACUUGAUACCAAAAAACCUGCUGAAAAGAAAUCUGCAGACAAGAAACCUGCGGCUGAUAAAAAACCAGCUCCCGAAAAGAAAUCUGCCCCUGAAAAGAAACCAGCUCCUGAAAAGAAAGCACCAGCUGAAAAGAAAGCCGCAGACAAAAAAUCUGCACCAGCAGCUGCUGAGAAAAAACCCGCUGAUAAGAAGAAAGAUGAAUCCAAAUCCAAGGCUGAAUCUUCCAAGAAAGCUGAUCAAUCUAAACAGGGUAAGAGUGCAGACAAAGGUACCAAACGACCAUCCACUGAAACUGAAAAACCUGGACCUGCUCCUAAGAAAUCUACAGCUAGCAAAGCUACUGAUAGCAAAUCAAAGAAGGAGCCAGAAAAGGCCAAAAAAGAAGCAACCAAGAAGAAGGCCGCUGAUGCACCAAAAUCUGCCCCAGCCGCUAAGAAAGCAGCAGUUGACCCAGCUGCUCCUAAAGCACCUAAAAAAACUGUAGCCAAAAAGGAUAAGCCCAAGUCAGCAGCUAAAUCUAAAACAGGAGAUAAGAAAGAAACCAAAGCUGCUGAUAAAACCAAGAAACCACUUAAAGGUAAAUCAGCCGCAGCUAAGAAAUUAAUUAAAGGAGCUGCUGCCGCUGCCGCUGCUAAACUUAGGAAAGAAAAGAAAGCUGAUAGUGCCAAGGGUGUUAAAGGAGUCAAGGUUGGAUCAAAACGUGAUGCUGUUAAGAAAGCACUGAAGUCUAAAAUUAGGACUUUGAAAGGACCCCAUGGUACUAGAAUUCGCAAGAUCAGGUAUUCUGUCCAUUUCCGUCGUCCCAAGACUUUCCAACCUCCAAGGAACCCAAAAUACCCAAGGAAAUCUGUUCCCAAGAGAAAUAGGAUGGAUGCUUUCAAUAUAAUCAAAUUCCCCUUGACAACUGAAUCUGCAAUGAAAAAAAUUGAAGACAACAACACCUUAGUCUUUAUUGUACAUUUACGUGCCAAUAAGCACCAUGUAAAAGCUGCAGUUAAGAAGAUGUACGAUAUCAAUGUGGCCAAAGUCAACACUUUGAUCAGGCCCGACGGUAAAAAGAAGGCGUAUGUACGAUUAGCACGGGAUUAUGAUGCAUUGGAUGUUGCGAACAAAAUUGGUAUCAUAUAAACGCCUGAUUGUUUCAUAUUUACUUUUAUUUUAAUAAAAUAAAAAAAAAACUUAAAAAAUCCAAA
This is a messenger RNA of Rhopalosiphum maidis (corn leaf aphid), 1455 nucleotides long. RefSeq names its product neurofilament heavy polypeptide (gene RpL23A). Gene Ontology annotation, cellular component: cytosolic large ribosomal subunit; ribosome. The record is from RefSeq and is a predicted model, not a curated record. The coding region runs from base 116 to 1390 and encodes 424 amino acids. NCBI's taxonomy places the organism in Eukaryota, Metazoa, Arthropoda, Insecta, Hemiptera, Aphididae. Gene Ontology annotation, molecular function: structural constituent of ribosome; rRNA binding. Gene Ontology annotation, biological process: ribosomal large subunit assembly; translation. The transcript is spliced from 5 exons.